GGCUCGGGGCGGGCGGCGGGCCCGGCUCGCGCUGCGCACGGACGAGGGGCGCGGGGCUGGGCCGGGCGCUGGUGUCGGCUGUGCGUUGUCGCCCGCGCGGGGAGGGGGCGGCCUCGCCCCUGGGCCGGGCCGGGCUGUCCGGAGGGUCGCGGGUCGCACGAGGCGCGGGCAGCCCCCGGCGGCCCGCUCGGCCCCCCGGAGGGGCAGCGGCGUGGAGGGGCGGGGCGGGUGUGUAAAUGUUGCGCACUCGCUUUUCCCCCACCCCCGCCUCCUGCCGGGGUGCUGGCGUGGGUCCCUCGCCGUCCGGCGGCGACUGUAAAUAGAGCCUGGCUGUUGUUUACAUGAAGGAUCCGGCGGGAGGAGUCUGCGAGGAGGAGGCGGAGGACGAGGAGGAGGAGGGAGGGAGGAGAGAGGAAGACCGGAGUCCCCGCGGCGGCGGCGGCGGCGGGGAGCCCCGCGCGGCUCCCGGGGACCGGGCGCUGCCACGAGGCCGGGACGCUGGACGCUGGGGAAUCUUCGCUCACGCUGCUACCCUCACGCCAGCUGCCAGCUCCUCGGAGGAGGACCACACCUGUGCCUGUUCCCGCUUUGGAGGAGAGUUGUGGUCUACAGAUGUGUUGGGAUUUCUUUUCCCCCUGGACCUGCACCCCGCCAACCGGCGACUCACUGCUGGGUUUAGAUUGAGAGAGAGCGGUGACCCACUUCAGCCCGGUGCGCCUUCUUUCUUCCCCACUGUGUCUUCUGUUGGAAUCCUCUGCUUUCCCCCACCGCCCCUUCAUUCUGCCCCUAAGAGCUUAGCCCAGAAUCAGGCCUAAGCAGCCCGUCUCUGGCUCUCUUCCGUGGGCCCCACCCUGGCCCCUCUUGGUUCUAAAGAGCCAAACACGCCUUCCAGGCAGAAGGCACACCCAGCCCCAAAUCUAACCAUUCCAAAAGGGAGGAGGGAACCAUGGAAGCCAAGGGACCCAGGGGUCUCAUUUCUCUCCUGGAUAUCCCCAGCAGCAUUUCUCUCUUCAGGCCUCCUGGAGUUAUAAUCGCCUGAUUCUUACCAGCUGUUCCUCCCACCCUCUUUGCCCCUAGUGCUGUGAUAGAUAUUUGGGGAGGUGGGGUUGAGGGUUGGAGAAAAAGGUGGUCACCCUUCUUGCCUAGAGGGAGGCAUUUCCUUCUCCCAGUCUUUUCAUUUUCGAGAUGGUUAGUAAGUAAAAUAUGUAAAUAUGUUUGCAUGCUUAUUUGAACGUGUUUUCUUGCUGGCUAGUGAAUAGCUGGGACUCAAAAGGGAGGUAGGGGGAAGGAGACAGAAAUGAACAUUCCCCCUGGUUUCCCCAUGAGCAUCCCCAGAGCUGCUGGAGAAGACCCUUCUGUAAAAGCCAGCAGUCUCCCUUCCAUGACAUCACCACCUAAGCCCUUCCAACUUUAGCUUCAGAACAGGAAGAAAGCUCAAAAUAGAACCACCUUAGGAAUCCAGCUCCUUUAGAAGAUCAACUUUUCAAUCAGCGGCCGGAGGAACACGGAACUUUGACACAGGGAGAGAAAGCUGUAGUGUUUGUAAUUGGUUCCUUUGGGAAGGGUGGGGGGUGCUUUCCAUGUACUUUCAGAAAAGCUUUUCUCAAGAUAACUUAGGUACCUAGACCAAUGAAUGAUUAAUAGGAUGUUGGAAAUUCGUUUAUUGAAUUAUUCAUAUGUUUCAGUAUGUCAACAAUAACAAGCACUUUUCAGAUUGAAUUAAAGAGGCUGCCGGAAUGUGCUCUAGAGAGGCUGCUAGAGAGGAGGAGGUCGUGGGGGGAGCUAGGAGGGAGCACUGGAGGGAAGCGAAGAGUCUGAGGAUGCAGCGAGUGCUGCCGUGAGUGUGGAAGUUGGGAGGCUCCUUGUAAACAAUGACUGUAACUUUCACGGGGUGACUAAUAUCCUGGACGAAGACGUGACGAUGUCAGGAUUUUCCACCUUGACCAAAGAAAUGAACUCCGUGUCUUUGAAUCUCAGUGCCUCCGUUCUUUCCCUGAGUUGAGAUGAGCCUUUCUCUCUGAGCUAAAAGAGUUGUUCAGUCUUUGGGAAGGGCUGCUUGGUAAAUGAUCAUCACUGAAGGAUUGACAGCGGGGCAGAAAGUCCUUGACGUAACUUGAGCCCCUGGGGGUACUGUAGAAGGACUUGCUGGCUGAAAGGGUAACUAACGUCUUUUAAUGUGGCUCAGGCUUAAAAGGAUCCAGGGGGGUAGAGACAGGGUUGUCUGCACCUGCAUUAAUAUGGUACCCACUAGCUACGUGUGGCCAUCAGCCACUGAAAUCUGGCUGUGGUGAGGAGGAGCUGACUUUCAAAUUUAUUUAAUUCUUAAAAUUGAUACUUGAUUAAUUAUUGGAAAACUUAAAUAUGUUUGAAAACAACUUGAGCGUGUGCGUCUGCUUUUUAAACUGUAAAUGUUAUAAAGUCUAAAUACAGAUUAAAGAUUUCUGAUGAAAGCUUGUUCAAAUUGCUAUGUGUUGUAAGUGUAAAAUACACCCUGGAUUGCAAAGACUUAGGACAAAAAAAGAAAGUAAAAUAUCUCAUGAAUAAUUAUUGUAUUGGUAACAUAUUCAAAUGGUAAUAUUUGGGAUAUAUCGAGUUAAAUGAAACAUUGUUAAAGUUAAUUUCACCUGUUUCUUUUUUAAUUUUUUUAAAACGUGGCUAUUUAGAAUAUUUAAAUGACAUAUGUAGCUUGCAUUUUACUUCUUUUGGACAGUGCUGCUGUAGAACAUCGCUCCUUUUGAUCCAGGGGUUAAUUUUAAAAGAGAUGACUGCAUGAAAUCCAGUUAUUUCGUGUUCGUCGACCAUCUCCUUUCCUCUGCUAUUUUCCACAUGGAGAUUUGGGGACCCCAAGAAUUAUUAUCACAGUGCCUGAGACCUAAUGGUGACCCCUUUCUGGAUCCUAUGCAGGAAGUGUGCCCUACUCAGGACGGUCAAUAAAAAUGUGCAGGGUGCGACAAGGGCUAGUGGGGGCAUCAUGGGAAAAUCUCGGUACCUACACAUCUGGCUAUGGCUGCGUUUGUCAGAGGCUCCUGGGCAUAACUAGGAUGUAUCAGAAGAGUGGGUAGGUAGCUCAGUAACUGUUGGGACACCUGGUGGCAUCUUAGUGAUUCCACUCACCACUCACCUUUGUUUAUUUUCUCUUCCUCCUUCAUUUACUUUCUAACUCCUCGUAGCUCCACUGAAGGUGAUAGGGCCCACAAGGCUGCUGACCUCUUUCCUCUGAAAAAAAGUAUAUUGCUGACCUGACUAGAGAUAAUGCUUUCUUCGGGGUUUGGUUUGGUCUAAUGAGAUUCAGUAAUGGCCCUGGAAGGGUCUUAGGGGCCAUUUAGUACUCCCCCCUCAUUUU
Equus quagga is the source of this 3343-nucleotide messenger RNA. RefSeq names its product translation initiation factor IF-2-like. The record is from RefSeq and is a predicted model, not a curated record. The coding region runs from base 342 to 815 and encodes 157 amino acids. Lineage: Eukaryota; Metazoa; Chordata; Mammalia; Perissodactyla; Equidae. The transcript is spliced from 3 exons.